AUGGUUAAAGAGUAUCGUAUAAAGAAGAUAACUUCAACCGUACGAAAGAGGUUGUUGAAUUAUUAUGAGGUGGGUGUACCCAUGUCUCAAAUUCGCGGUUUUUUACGAACUGAGAAUGAAAACUUGCCUAAUGUCAAGGAUCUCCAACAUGAGGUGUUGGAUGAGGAAGGUCGCCUAAAAGAUGUCAUGUGGGUGGAUGCAAGGAGCCGGGUAGCUGAUGAAGACUUUGGAGAUGUUGUGCUCUCAUUUCUCAAUGAAGAUUGUGAUACCUAUCGUUGGGUCUUUGAACAAUGGGUUUCUUGCAUGGGAAAUAAAGCUCCUGUCGCCAUCCUAACUGAUCAGGCAGCUGCUAUGCGGAAGCCGUUAGCUGAAGACAAUAAAGUGAUACAUGACAGGUACAAUGAGUUCAAGAAUCCAUUGAAGAAUGUAAUUUAUGACAGCUUCACUGUCAAUGAAUUUAUUAGUAGAUGGAAUGAUGCAACGAAGGUGUAUGGCCUCGAGGACAAUGAAUGGCUGCAAGAGCUAUUUAUUGAGAGGCACAUGUAG
This is a messenger RNA of Chenopodium quinoa (quinoa), 546 nucleotides long. RefSeq names its product protein FAR1-RELATED SEQUENCE 7-like. The coding region runs from base 1 to 546 and encodes 181 amino acids. The transcript has 4 exons. The record is from RefSeq and is a predicted model, not a curated record. Gene Ontology annotation, biological process: regulation of DNA-templated transcription. NCBI's taxonomy places the organism in Eukaryota, Viridiplantae, Streptophyta, Magnoliopsida, Caryophyllales, Amaranthaceae.